AUGCCUCAAGCUCAGCCAGAAUUGAAGAAGUAUAUGGAAAAGCGGUUGUUCGUUCAACUUAACGGCAAUCGCAAAGUCAUCGGAAUCCUUCGCGGCUACGAUGUGUUCAUGAAUAUAGUGAUGGACGAAGCCGUCGAAGAGAAAAGUGGAGGAGAGAAAGUGCGCCUAGGCAUGGUGGUCAUUCGCGGAAACUCCGUCGUUAUGCUCGAGGCACUCGAGAGGAUUGGCGAUCGAUGAUACCCAGCAGCUGUACCUCGAAGAGAAAUCCUGGCGUGUUAAUGAAUUCAAGAAACAGGCGGAUGGCUCCCUUGCUAUCCUCAAUUAGUGUCUUAUCAUAUUGCGAUAACCAAGAAAUGUUUUUGUCUCUGUUCCAACUUUAGUUUAAGGAGUUUAAGGGAAAA
Molecule: messenger RNA, 401 nt
Organism: Histoplasma capsulatum G186AR
Lineage: Eukaryota; Fungi; Ascomycota; Eurotiomycetes; Onygenales; Ajellomycetaceae
Exons: 5
Coding region: 1-237 (78 amino acids)
Biological process (GO): spliceosomal snRNP assembly; mRNA splicing, via spliceosome
Cellular component (GO): SMN-Sm protein complex; spliceosomal tri-snRNP complex; catalytic step 2 spliceosome
Molecular function (GO): RNA binding
Source: RefSeq, a predicted model, not a curated record